Messenger RNA from Aspergillus eucalypticola CBS 122712, 732 nucleotides. RefSeq names its product uracil phosphoribosyltransferase. The transcript has 4 exons. The record is from RefSeq and is a predicted model, not a curated record. The coding region runs from base 1 to 732 and encodes 243 amino acids. NCBI's taxonomy places the organism in Eukaryota, Fungi, Ascomycota, Eurotiomycetes, Eurotiales, Aspergillaceae.
AUGUCAGAAGCCACUCCCUCCCCCGCGCAAGGCGUUGGCCCCAUCUACAGGCCCGAUGGCGAAAAGCCCACAGCGACAGUAUCUAAAGACAUAUCGUACGAAAAUGUCCACGUUUUACCUCAGUCCCCUCAGCUGAUCGCUCUUUUGACCAUGAUCAGAGAUAGAAGGACUAGCCGUGCCGAUUUCAUCUUCUACUCAAACAGGAUCAUACGCCUCCUGGUGGAGGAGGGGCUCAAUCACCUGCCAGUGGUUGAACAAUCGGUCACGACACCUGUAGGUCGCGUCUAUCUCGGAGUCCGGUUCGAAGGGAAAAUAUGCGGCGUUUCCAUCAUGAGAGCAGGAGAGGCGAUGGAGCAGGGUUUGAGAGAUUGUUGUCGUUCUGUCCGAAUCGGAAAAAUCCUUAUACAGAGGGACGAGGAAACUUGCAAGCCAAAACUGUUCUAUGAAAAGCUCCCUGGUGACAUCGCAAAUCGAUGGGUGCUUCUUCUUGAUCCUAUGUUUGCAACAGGGGGCUCUGCAACACUUGCCGUUGAGGUCUUGAAAGCAAAGGGGGUUCCGGAGGACCGCAUUUUGUUUCUUAACCUUAUCGCAAGCCCUUCAGGCGUUGCAGAUUUUGCUGAACGCUUUCCAAAACUCAGAGUAGUGACUGCUUUCAUAGAUCAAGGCCUAGAUGACAAAAAAUACAUCAUACCAGGGCUUGGUGACUUCGGCGACCGCUAUUACACGCUGUAG